Molecule: messenger RNA, 1563 nt
Organism: Colletotrichum graminicola M1.001
Lineage: Eukaryota; Fungi; Ascomycota; Sordariomycetes; Glomerellales; Glomerellaceae
Exons: 1
Coding region: 1-1563 (520 amino acids)
Source: RefSeq, a predicted model, not a curated record
AUGCUUAGCGGUACUUGUGUGCGGUUGGCCAUCGUGGCCGCCGUUUUUCUGAUUGCGGCAAUCUUCUUGGUUCCCCAGCUUCCCCGCGCUGGCUACCAUGUGCCCACUGGCCUCGGUCACGGCACUCCUACGACCGACAGCAAAGAUGCCUCGACUGGAACCGAAAAACCGAAUGACCCUGUCGGCGAGCCCACCGAAUCCACAUACACGCCGGAGGUAAAUUGGUUGCCCACGGUGCCGACUUCUGUCUCGGUUCCAGACGCGAAGCCCGACGCGAAGCCGGUCUCCAAGCUCGAAGCUGGUCAGACUCUGUCUCCUUUCCGUCUCAUCUCCCCAAACGGCCGUUAUGAGUUUCGCCUUCUCGAUAGCGGCUCGCUUUCGCUCAUCGACGUUAAAACCGAUGUCGAGCUAUUCACUUCCGACACCGAGUACUAUUGGCCCGUUACAUGGCAGGUCGAGCUGACCCAAGAGGGCGUGUUGAUGCUUUCCUGGGCUAACGAGACUGCCGCCCCGUACGGCGCGACGCCAUGGGUAUCGAACCUCUUACCCGACUGCGCUUCUGUCGAGACCGGCAACGAGAAGCCUGUUCUCGAACUCUUGGACUCUGGCAAGCUACACAUUCGCGCUGGCAGCAAGACGACGUGCCUCCUACACCGCGCCGCCGACGACAUGGGCCGACUUGCGAUUGUUUACACUGGAUUCCUGCGCACAUAUUUGAAAACAUGCAAGGAGCAGAACAACAAGCUUGUAAAGACGUGGACUGGAAGCGGCGGUGUGGACGUCCACGUCUUCACGUACCUUGAAGACGCGUAUCAUGAGUCCGGCGACUCGGGUAGGAAAGAGAGCAUAACGAAACAUCUCAAAUCCUGUUUCGGGGACGCCCUGAAGACAGUCGAGGUUAAGAAACUGGACGAAGUCAAGGAGAUCGCCGAAAACCCCCCUAAAGUGCUGGCCAGGGAGUGCGGUGAGGAAAAGCUGAAUCAUCAGCUUAGCCAGUGGAAGGCGCUGUACCUCGCCAGUCAGCAGGUGCAAGCCUACAUGAUGAAAGAAGGAGUCUCGUAUGACUACAUUUACAAGGGCCGACUCGACCUCCUCUACUGGGGCGACUCACCCGCGCUCUCGUCGCUGAAGGUCCCUGAGAAUGGCAUCCUCGCACCUCGCGUUACCCUCGACUGGACCUGGUAUGCAAUGCUUCACGAUGGCGAGCUGCGGGCGGGUGUCACCGACAUCACAGCCUUCGGUCGUCCCAACGCAAUGUUCACCUACCUGGCUCUUUACCGCGAGUUCAUUCACACGCGGACACUGGAGAAGGAGACGGCGAAGUGGAAGGGUUUUAAUACCAAGUCCAGGGAGAAAACCCCUGAUGGUCAGGAAGGGUGCACGCCAGAGGGAAUACUAUCUUAUUGGCUCCGGAUCAACGGCAUCGCUGUGAAGACGGACUGGCGGUUCAAGAUGGGUCUAUUGCGUGGCGAUGGGAAGGUCGUCUUUACUUGCCCUGAGGGCAGAGGCUGGCUGUGUCCAGGGUUCGUUCCGCAGGUCCACGAUGACGGAACAUUGUUUUGA